Messenger RNA from Orussus abietinus, 431 nucleotides. RefSeq names its product cytochrome c oxidase copper chaperone (gene Cox17). Gene Ontology annotation, biological process: mitochondrial respiratory chain complex IV assembly. The transcript is spliced from 2 exons. The record is from RefSeq and is a predicted model, not a curated record. Gene Ontology annotation, cellular component: mitochondrial intermembrane space. The coding region runs from base 123 to 308 and encodes 61 amino acids. NCBI's taxonomy places the organism in Eukaryota, Metazoa, Arthropoda, Insecta, Hymenoptera, Orussidae. Gene Ontology annotation, molecular function: copper chaperone activity; copper ion binding.
GCAACUCAUCUCUAUUGUUUCACUUCAUGUUGAAUGUCGAUUUUACUAGAGUAUAGGAUUGUGAAGACGGAAGCCUUUUGGAAGGGUUGAUUUAUCAUCGAUUAUACCGUUUCCUGAUAAAAAUGGGAAGUAACGUGACGAAAGUGGAAGCAAAUCAAGAACCGGAGAAAAAACUAAAGCCGUGCUGCGCUUGUCCUGAAACUCGAAAAGCUCGCGACACUUGCAUCGUCGAGAACGGCGAGGAAAAUUGCAGGGAUCUGAUUGAGGCACACAAGACAUGCAUGCGGGACAUGGGAUUUAAUAUAUAGUUAUUUGGGAAGUACCAAAGAUGAUCUCCGUCACUCAUAAUUUUCUAUGUAAAGUAUUACCAGCAUUUGUUAAGUCAUAUAGUAUGUAUAAACUGAUUGUAUAAAUACAUUCUUAGAACGUUU